Diaporthe batatas is the source of this 432-nucleotide messenger RNA. RefSeq lists its product as uncharacterized. The transcript is spliced from 3 exons. NCBI's taxonomy places the organism in Eukaryota, Fungi, Ascomycota, Sordariomycetes, Diaporthales, Diaporthaceae. The coding region runs from base 1 to 432 and encodes 143 amino acids. The record is from RefSeq and is a predicted model, not a curated record.
AUGGUAUCAAAUCCUGGGUUCUCAUAUUCUUCUGCGAGUUUAGACAUGGCGAUGACUUCAAGAUGUCUGAGUCGCUAUAUAAGAGAAAUCCAAGUCACGAUGACCUUCCCGUCAGUGACCUCGAGGUCUCCAGUACACACUAUUAUCAUGGGUCAGCACUCAAAAUCCCACGGCUCGAAGGAUCAUUGGUCGAAGCACUACGGAUUGAGCAACUCCCAUAACUCUUCACCAUACAUUGAGCCAAAUGGAGGCGAAAUGCUUGGUAAAUACAUAUAUGACAGCCAUUCGCCGUCCGAAAUACCAUACAGGGGACAGCCCAAGUGGGAGGAACGAUACCAUGAAAUGAAGAACCAUCUUGAUAACUUGGACCGAAAAUAUAGUGGCCAGACGAGUUACCGGCAGGCAUAUGGUCAUUCUGGUACUGGAAGGUGA